This is a messenger RNA of Spizellomyces punctatus DAOM BR117, 1401 nucleotides long. RefSeq lists its product as uncharacterized. The transcript is spliced from 2 exons. Bases 33 to 1142 code for a protein of 369 amino acids. The record is from RefSeq and is a predicted model, not a curated record. NCBI's taxonomy places the organism in Eukaryota, Fungi, Chytridiomycota, Chytridiomycetes, Spizellomycetales, Spizellomycetaceae.
UCCGAUUUUCAAACGACAGAUCACCGCCCACCAUGCCCAACAUCAUUGCAAGAUUUCAGGCUCGCCUGGCACUUGGCUCUCACCCACCCAAUGUACCACCAAUUAUCUUGCACUCCAGACCCUCUUUAGAUACAAAAAAGCCAGCUGCGGAUAUAUUUCACGAUAAUGAUCUACAAAGAAUUCGGUGGGCGUUAAGGUUGAAGGACCUGGAUUGGUAUGAAUGUCCAGGACUGGAUGGGGGAGCGGUGCAUCGAGUUGCUGGGACAAGACUUGGAAAGAUCCCUGUGCCUAUUGUGCAGAUAGGAAAGGACAUGUACUGGGGAGUAGGAAGCGUUAUGAGAGCUUUGGAGCGGAGAUUUCCGUACCCUACACUCUAUUCCGGUCCCGUUGCAGCCGCUGGGUCACAAACACAUACUCGGCACCACGAAGGUCUCUCUGCCGCCCUUACGAGUUGGUGCGAUAAAGUAUUCCGACCCGCUCUCGUUCCUCUCCACACCAAUCCUCGAUACCCAGUCGCCCAAGCUCAUCCCGUCCACUUUCAUCUCCAAACUGUUGAAUCCAUGCUAACUGAAUCCACUCCGAUGUCCACAAAUGACUUUACGUCCAAUCGAUCUUUCAUCGUGGAUCAAAGUGAAUCGCCAGAGUCAACUCAAUGGCACGGCAUCCACAGAUCGACCACCCAUCCGCACAUGACCGACCUUAUGCUGGGAUCCACAGCUCUUUUGGCUCGCUCUGUGCCUUCUCUUCGUUCCACAUGGACAGAAACCUAUCCGCUCACUGCCUCCUGGCUCGAUCGCCUAUUAGAUUACUUGGAGAAGCGGACGGAAACAGGGGUUGCGAUUUCAGCUGAGGAUGCUGUACAAGUGCUAACGCGGAAGUUUACAGUGGGAGAGUGCGGAACAGUUCCUCCGCAGUCUGAGAUUGUGGAGGUGGAGCUGCAGAAUGGAGCUACCAUUAGCGGCCAAGUAGUGACUGCGAGCAAAUGGGACGUGACGCUUGGAAGGACUGAAAGUGUCGUCGGGGAGGAAGGUCAGGUGGAGUCGAUCUGCUCCGUCACGCUGCCAAAGGAUGAGAUUGGUGUUUAUAAAAUUGUUGAAACAUCAAAAGGUUUGGGCGACAAAAAGAUCAACUACAUAGAUUGAUUCAAAAUGUCCAUCCGAAGGGGGGUUGGAGCAUUUGAAAAAUGGGUUGCCCAUUCAACUGCUUCUCUGUCUGGCAAAGGGCGUAGAUGUGCAUUACUCUAGAUCGUAAAUGCUUUGAGAAUAACAUAGAAUAGACUCCAACCAAACUUGGUGUGGGACAUCUAUAAAUGGACCAAUGAAGUGGAAUCCAGGUACCAUCCAAAAUGUGUAAGAUUCAUAUUAGCUUUAACAUGCAAAAUAUCGACGGGUAUAUAUAUCA